AAAAAAUGAGUUGGUUCAAUUAUUAUAGCUGUAGUCACUGUUGAAAGAGACCAAACACAACUUGAAAAAGAAGAAUGAUCUCUUACUCAAUUGCAGGUUACAUUUAAAUUUUGAAUUUUUAUUUAUAUUAAAAAUAUUACAUUUAUUUAAAAAAUGUUAAAACUCAUUCAGUCUCUUACUAGAUACCGACAAAUUUUGCCAAUCCAGCGCAUUAAUUGCCCUCAGGUAAACUCCAGUUUUAGUACAGCCCAAGAGCCUGUAAAUGAACAGAAAAUAUUAGAAAAACUUAGAGGUCGAUUUCCAAGUGCCUCAUCAAUUCAUGUCGAAGAUACUUCAGGGGGUUGCGGUGCUAUGUUCAAUGUUUCCAUAGAAACAUCCGAUUUCAAAGGAUUAUCGAUACCUAAGCAGCAUAAGAUUGUAUACGAUGCUUUGAAAGAAGAAAUUAGUAAAAUACACGGGAUACAUUUACAGACUAUAGUUUCAGAUUAGAAGUGUAGUGAAUUCGAACAAUAGGUUUUGAAGUUUUUAAGUUGUUAGUAGAUUAUCUGUUACUGUAUGCUAUUUUCGAUUAAAUGAAUUAAAGAAGUG
Messenger RNA from Diabrotica balteata, 588 nucleotides. The record is from the annotation of a GenBank genome assembly. Lineage: Eukaryota; Metazoa; Arthropoda; Insecta; Coleoptera; Chrysomelidae.